Messenger RNA from Helobdella robusta, 1020 nucleotides. RefSeq lists its product as hypothetical. The coding region runs from base 1 to 1020 and encodes 339 amino acids. Gene Ontology annotation, molecular function: calcium ion binding; GDP phosphatase activity; UDP phosphatase activity. The transcript is spliced from 4 exons. Lineage: Eukaryota; Metazoa; Annelida; Clitellata; Rhynchobdellida; Glossiphoniidae. The record is from RefSeq and is a predicted model, not a curated record. Gene Ontology annotation, biological process: proteoglycan biosynthetic process.
AUGGUUACAAAAUCUCUAAUAAGUAAUUUUAUUGAAAAAUUCGAAACAUCAAACAGUCUGCCAUGCAUCAAGAACAAGCUCUACCCCAUCACAGCUCCGGUGACCACAGGAGACGGAGCAACAAAAUUCAGAAUUGCUGUCAUUUCCGAUGACGACGAAAAUUCUAAAAAAGGAGACAAAAACUGGAUGAGCAUUUUUAGAAAAGGGUGGCUUACUUACAAACCUGGUGAGGUGCGUGUGGAGUUUGACGACCCGAGUCAAGACACCGAGCUCAACUAUGGCUUCAACAAUAAACUAAGAGGUAUGGAGCUAUCCGAUCUAGUAACAUUCAACGGCAGACUGAUGACGUGCGACGAUAAAACCGGAGAAGUCUACGAGCUGAUAAACGACAAUAAAGAGGUCCUCUCUUUUGCCCACCUCAACAACGGUGAUAGUCGCGACAACGAUGCAUUCAAAUGCGAGUGGCUAGCGGUGAAGGAUGGAAAGCUUCAUGUUGGUUCGCACGGCAGGGAGUGGAUUGGUGAUGACGGCCAGUCAGAUGAGAGUAUGAAAUGGAUCAAGAUUGUCGACACUUGCGGAGUGAUCACAAAUGUCAACUGGAUCGAUAAAUACAAUGCACUACGUGACGAAACCAACAAUAAAUUUCCAGGCUACUUAAUUCAUGAGUCUGCAGUUUGGAGUGACUUGCACAAAAAGUGGUUCUUCAUGCCUAGGAAGGUUAGCAAAGUGAGUUACAACGACAAAGAGGACGAGAAACGCUGCGGCAACUGGAUAACCAUGGCCGAUGAGAAUUUUGAAAACAUCGAGAAUAUGGAUAUUGGGGAGAAGGAGCCCACGUACGGCUUCUCGGCAUUCAGAUUCAUUCCAGAAACGAAAGAUGAAGUUUUUGUGGCGGUCAAGACGGAAGAAGUCGACGGUAAAGUGGCUUCAAAGUUGGUUGCCUACGACAUAGGCGGCAACAAAAAGAUGGAUCCAGUUCCACUCGGUAACCUGAAAUUUGAAGGAAUUGAAUUCAUUUAA